AUGUCUGGUGAACAAGAAGACCACAAGAAAUUAUAUUCUUUCCCUUACUUUUCCAGCUUUCAUCACCAAGAAGACCAGACCAAUUUGCAUUUGUCUGAUCAUGAUCAAGGGUUUGCUUUCCCCAUCAUCACAGAUAAUAACCACACCAACACCUACAGUACCUUCAUGUACAACCAGCCACAGCAGCAGCAAAACCCUAACACCCUCGAGUUCGAUCAUCUAAAUAACCCUAAUCCGGCCGAUUUAAGCUUCUCAAACUGCCUCCAGUUAGGGGCCGCCGAUUACAACACCCUCUCGAACGCCUUUGAUCUCUCUUGUUCUGCUGUCGAUCAACAACUCGCCAAUUUUCAUAACAGCGACAACAACAGCAAUAACGAUAAUAGUAAUAAUAAUAAGAAUAUUAUCACCAGCUCUGACGAUUUUGUGUACAAAGGGGUAGAUAUUGCAGGUGGGAGCGAAAAUCAUCAGACACAGAAUUCUUCGGGCUCGGUUUCUUCGCACGAGGGUGGGCCCGAGGAGGACUCGUCCAAGGGCAGCAAGACUACUCUGCAGCCGAAAGACGGUGAUCAAGAAGAAGGGACUGAUGGCAAAUCUAAGAUUGUCGGAAAAUCGAAAAAGAAGGAGGAGAAAAAGAGGGAGCCACGGUUCGCCUUCAUGACCAAAUCCGAGGUCGACAAUCUUGAGGACGGAUAUCGAUGGAGAAAAUACGGCCAGAAAGCGGUCAAAAACAGCCCUUUUCCUAGGAGUUACUACAGAUGCACGAGCCAGAAAUGUGGGGUGAAGAAGCGAAUUGAGCGGUCGUCACAAGACCCAUCGGUGGUGAUCACCACCUACGAGGGCCAACACAACCACCACAGCCCAGCCACCGUCCGUGGCAGCGCCGCCGCCAUGCUGACGCCAUCCCUCUUCCCGCCGCCGUUCAUGGGCGGCGGCGUCGGAGGAGUAGGCUUCCCGGCCGAGGCGGACCUCCAGUUUUUCCCCUCGGCCCGCCAGCAGGUCCCCAGCUCCGGAUACUUUUCUCAUUUCAUAAAUCCACAUCAGCACCAGGAGCCGGCCAAUGACCAGUUUGGGCUUUUUAUCCCGGGCUUGAACAGUAAUAUCUCAUCCUCUUUCCUCCAUAAGCGCACCCAUCCGUGA
Striga hermonthica is the source of this 1137-nucleotide messenger RNA. The record is from the annotation of a GenBank genome assembly. NCBI's taxonomy places the organism in Eukaryota, Viridiplantae, Streptophyta, Magnoliopsida, Lamiales, Orobanchaceae.